AGUGAUUUUUUCAUGGCCAGUCUCUGAUUGUAGCGUCUCUAUCUGGCUGACCCUUAACUAUAAGGAACAAACUUCUAUAUACAUCGUGUUCGUGUAUCCAUUUAUGUGUGGCACAUAACUGUCGAACCAUUGUCAAAAUCAGCUGUCAAAUAUUAGAAGGAUCAACGACGCAACAAUUCGAUGACGCGUUAGCUGUGAAAUGAAGCGUAUGAAGUGAAAAAUUUCUAUUUUUUAUCUUAAGUCACGAGCGUUGCGACGCUCGACUGCAGUAUUCGACUUCGUGCAAACUGCUUAUUAAAUAUAUGGUGUACAGGCGUAUAGUAAUCUAUGAAUUUAGGCGUAUUCAACAGAGUUAAUCUUAAGGAUUCCCAAGGAGGAAUGUAUUCAGAAUGGGCCUCACUGAGCACUCUGAUCCAGCAAGGUUCAGAGGAAAGCCAGAGUGUACUUGAAAAAUUUCCACCUGGUGCAGGAAAAGAAGUUGCACUGUCAUUGGUCCGUCAACUUGCUGCAAAUCUUGGUAUUACUCAGACAGGAGAACCUAGUCCACUCUCCACUGACAGAGAAGUUCAAUGGUGCAUGGAAGUGAUAUGCUUUGGCUUGUCGUUGCCGCUGGCCGAGCAUGACACGGUCAGAGAUUGUGUAAAUAUAUAUUGCGAAUGGUUGUCUGCUCUAUAUUCAACACCAAAGAUUUCUGUACCCAGACCAAUUGUGGACGAUCCAAACUUCUAUGCCAGAAAGAUUAUAAGUCAUUUUCACAAUCUGUUUGUUCCAAGAAAAGGAGAAGUCUGGCCUUUUCUCUAUCAGGAUCUAGGUACAGACACAAUAAAUCGGCAAGCUGUCUUGUGUCAUCGGGUACUUAGAACUUUGCAGCAAAUUGCAAGAGGUCCAGCAACACUGGAAAGAGAAACUUGGAAAAGUCUGUUAUUAUUCCUCAUUGGAAUUAAUGACGCAUUAUUAGCACCUCCGGCAACUAGAGAAGAUGCAGGAGAACAAUUGUGCGAGAGAGUGCUCGGUGUAUUGCUAGAAGUCUGGCUAGUUUCUUGUGAACGUAGUUUUCCUUCACCUCCACUAUGGCGAACGUUACGAGAAUCCUGCCUGCGAUGGCGUCACAGGCUGGCUUUAGUGGAGCAGUGGAAUCGCGUGUGUCUCGCUCUUACAGCAAGGCUGCUACACAUCAUGUACGGGCCAAUGUUUCCCGAAUUGAAAAUAAGCGAGGAGGAUACGCAGCUGGUACCACCCUCUAUGUCAGACGAAGCAGUAGCACAGGCAUGGUACAGACUGUUGCGUACUAUUGGCGAUCCUGUGGAUUUGUGUAGACCCGCCGUUGUUUCACAGACACAAGCGUUUUUGCAGUACGCUAUUGCCAGUCCUAACGUCAUAGAUCCAUGUCAGCAUCCAUGUUUGCAAAGUUUACCGCAAAUAUUUUUGAAAGCUAUAAAAGGCAUAGCUGGUCAGGUCGACGCUUUCCUCGGAGUUUCACAGGCAUGCUGCUGGGAGGAAUGUUGUAUGUCCAACGUCAUAUCAGGGAAUAGCGGCACCAGUGGCGGGGGUGUUGGAUGGGAUAGGUCGAACAGUAGAGAUCAACCUCAACCUUCCCCCACACCCCCAACUCAGCGCAGACUUGCCAAAAGUUUCAGUGUCACUCCUUCUGCAGUCACUAAGGGAAUUCCGAAAGCAUCGUUAAUUGGAUUAACGACAAGCCGUGUAUCUAGUACACCGCCGUUGCUAAUAUCAAAUUCCGGGCCAUCGUCCGCUUCUAGUACCGCAUCUAUGACUUCACUUGGCCAGGAUAUCAGACCUCCUUUAGCUCCAGGACGACCCAAAUGUAAUAGUAUAUUGCACCUCUUUGGAGAAUGGUUAUUCGAGGCUGCGUAUGGUACCGAAGGUUGGUCGCAAAAUUUACCGCAACCAUCAGGUGCCUCAAAACGUCCGUCUUCAGUACUCGUGGAUGGACCGAGUUCGUUGCAAGAGACUAUGAGUGAUGUACCGCCAACACUGUGCAUUGAUCGUUACGAGUCCGGCAGAGCGGAGGCUUUAGGCGCUCUGUGCAGAUUUCUGCGCCAAAAAACAGGCGAGGAGAUUUUACCUGUAUACCUGGCCAGAUUUUACCAGGCGAUGUAUCAUGGUCUUAAAGUCGACGAGUCUCGUGAAUGUGGCGAAACAUUAGCGAGUAUUCUAUUGAAUUCGGCUGAUUUGUUUCGCCUCGAUUUGAAUGGUAUUCAGGUCUUAGUGCCAGCUGUGUUAUCCGCCCUGGAAGUGGUCUUACCGGAAAAAGAUUUGAAACUAAAAUCUAAUAUAGUAUCCAAACCGGAUUUGAGAAGAGCUUCAAUACAUUUGCUCAUAUCGAUGUUAGCGCUGCCUUUACACUUUCAGAAUCUCGCUAUUAAGGAGCUCCCAAUAUUCUCAGGCACAAAUUUCUCCGAGAAAAGUCCUAUAACAUUUAUACAGUUAAAAUCGAGACUUAUGAAUUUACUCAUAAAUGCUUUGCAAGUGGAAACCGAUCCUCAAAAUACGCAUAUGCUGUUGGGAGCUUUGUUAUUGAGUGUACAAGAUUCCGCGGCAGCAGAAGAAGUAGAGCAAGUUACGCAACCUGAUACGAUAGCUAGUGAUUCAAGCACUAAUUUAUUAUCUUCAGUCACCAGCGAUUCGGCCAGUCAAAUAAGUAUAUCCAGUGAUCAGCGAUCAAUUGGCGAUGCCUCUGACAUUGCAACCCUUCAAGAGGAAUGCAUUGCAUUUGAUUCUGCCCAUGCUCUUUUUGUACGAGCGACGUAUUUGGUGUGUCAUCGUCUCAUUUCGUCAUGGAAAACUGAUUUAAAUAUUUCUCUAGCAGCACUCGAGAUGUUGUCAGGAUUAGCACGCACACGUAUUCGUGAAACAGCAAGGAAACUCACAGAUGCUCUGGAAUGCAAGAGAGCGGUAAAAUGGUUGUGCGACUAUAUUUCGUAUCAAUGUUGGCGCCCACCUCCGGCGCACUCUAAGGAUCUUCACUCCUCUAUAGUCGCGGCAUUCAAUUGUUUAACAACUUGGCUAACUGCUCAUCCGCAAUUAUUACAGGACAAAGAUUGCUUGACCACAGUAUUAGAAGUUGUUGAACUCGGAGUGUCUGGUACUAAGAGCGUCGGGAAACCGGGAGAACCUAUCAAAAUGAAAGAUGAGAAAGAAUUAAAACCCGCAUCUAUGCGUGUAAGAGAUGCCGCCGAUGCGCUUCUUACUAUUCUAUUGGAACAGGUUGGUUAUUUUCCAAGCGCCUGUGGGGCACAAUCGCUCUCGUCAUUGUUGGAUGAAGUAUCUCUGCUUCGACACUGCAACAGUUGGACUGGCGGACGCGUGGCACGACAAGCAGCUGUUGAAAGAUUUCGUUACUUCGUAUCAGAAAAUGCGAUUGUGUUAGCGUUGUUAGAAGAACCAUUAGGAAAUGAUCAGGAUCCUCAGCCGACUGUGACGGUUUUGAUUCGCGGACCUUUCGGUAGGCACGCAUGGACGAUGCAGCUUCGUCAUUUACCUCGUCAUCGAUCCAGCAUCAGAAGUAUAAACAACAACCCCGGACGACCCCUGCCAUUAGCUGAAGCUGCGCCACGAACAGAUUAUAAGCCGAGAUUUUUUCCAGAUAAUGUAGAUCGCAUACCUCACUGUAAAGUGGAUGAAUCGAUACCUAGUCUCGAGGCAGUUAUGAGUGACAAUGAUGCGGUACGAGAUGAACAUCAAAUCCUCGCGCAACUCUUGGAACGUCAGAUAACGCUCGAGUCAAAAUACGACAACGGUAAUAUCAAAAUUACGGAAGAUAAAACCGACGAAUGCGUACCGCCCCAGAUUUGUCACGAAUUUCAAACGGCCCGUUUAUUUCUGAGUCAUUUUGGUUUCCUAAAUAUGGAACCUAAAGAAAACGAAGAAUCCAGAAAUAGCGGAUUAAUCGCUUUAGAUCCGACCAUCCCUGGAUUCUGUACAGACUUAGAAACCCUGGACAAUAUCAGUCCACGAACGUGCGACACCGUUCAUAUUUUUUACGUAAAAGCCGGUCAAAAGUCUGCCGUAGAAAUAUUAUCAAACGUGCUUCACGAAGAGAACAUAUCACCGAACUUCUUGGAAUUUUUAAAUUCUCUUGGUUGGCCCGUUUCUGUAUCUGCUCAUGCGGGCUGGACGGGUCAUGUAUCCACCUCAUGGAGAGUAACAGCGCAAAUGAAUGUGCCACAGCCAGCUCACAGCAAUCAUGGCGGAGCGCUUUACAAUGGUGAUACUCAUGUGCUGUAUUGGGCGGACGUAAGUUCAGAGAUUGCAUUUGUUGUGCCUACACAAUCGUAUCUAAUGGCCAGUUCCGAUUCACUAGAGGAAUCCAGUUACAACAAUGAUAUUAGCACCGGUGGUCAAGCAUGGUUUGAGCGGAGCAUCAGUGAAAGCACGGAUACUCGCAGCAGUGGGACAUCACAGAAUACAACGCAGGCUUCUAGAGCCAUGUCGCUCGAUCUAGAGAAACAACCGUCGAGCUUGCCAGGUCCGACAAAUUCCUCGAGUGCGGAUCCCAUUAAGCCUAGGAGAACAACGAAGCAGGCUUUACCGGCUCAAACUAAUACAAAGAUUAUGGUUGUAUGGUUGGAAAGUUUGGAGGAUCAUAUCCAAUUUCCAAUUGGCGAUCUGCUUCCUUCCACUUAUACUGGAUUGGAACAAUCGAGGAUGCUACAGGCUACUGAUGUGCAUGUUAUCUUUCUUCAAGCUCUUGCUAAUGGAUUGAUGCGGAUCCGAUUACAGGGACCGAUUUCUAGAAUUAAUUUAGCAACGCCUUUAAUCGAUGGUAUGGUAGUGUCAAGAAGAGUUUUGGGAACUUUAGUCAGACAAACUGCUCUUAAUAUGGGACGCAGAAAAAGGCUAGAUAACGACAGUUACCAUCCACCGCAUGUACGAAGACGUUUAAAAAUUCAAGAGAUGGUGCAAAAAUAUAAAAGAAAUUUGACAGAUCCAGAAUUGCUAACGCUUUUAUUCAGUAGCACUCAAACGUAUCAAGUUAAAUAGAAAUUUUCAAGAAUCUCAUAUGAGUUCAAAUUCUGGAUAACAAUAGUCUAACUUCUUUGCUGCUGUAUUAAAGAACAAUUAAUUUUUUAAAUUGACUGAAUCUUAUAAUUGCACUUCAUGUCAUACUAAA
Messenger RNA from Pogonomyrmex barbatus (red harvester ant), 5134 nucleotides. Its product is annotated as ral GTPase-activating protein subunit beta. Gene Ontology annotation, biological process: activation of GTPase activity; regulation of small GTPase mediated signal transduction. The record is from RefSeq and is a predicted model, not a curated record. Gene Ontology annotation, molecular function: GTPase activator activity. Lineage: Eukaryota; Metazoa; Arthropoda; Insecta; Hymenoptera; Formicidae.